AAAGUUUGAAUCUUGCUUUGUCCUAUGUUCAACUAGCUACGCCUGCAAAACUCAUUAGUCCUAUUAACAAAGUAUGCCACGUUGCUAUCAUUCAAGUAUAGUUUAUACUCUUUGAUUUGAAUAUUGAAUAUUCUAUGCUUCGUAAAGUCGCAUCCCAUUGGCUUAAUUUCCUACUUCCUUUGAGGAUAUCGCAGCAGACCACGUUAAAUGGUUCCUUACCAACAGCACGUGCACUUACUCGGGUAUAUCAAAUAUAUAUGUAUAUUAAAGUUUAUCAAAAAUCUCAAUCCCUUUGCUUAGUGAUAGAUGAGGAAGCAGAGCGUUGACCUCUGCUUUGAGAUAUAUGGGGCUUAACUGCUAAGCUUCCAGAUUUUGUCCUCCAUUUUUUUUUUUUGCAUCCAUAACUCUGCAACUCAAGCACCAUGAGGUCAAGGACAAUUUUUGGGAUUUCUCUUUCCCUACUCAUCAUCAACAUGGCAGCUAUAAUGGAGCGUGCUGAUGAAAAUCUCCUUCCAGCUGUUUACAAAGAAGUCAGUGAAACUUUUAAGGCUGGGCCAUCUGAUCUUGGUUAUCUCACAUUCAUAAGGAAUUUCGUCCAGGGGAUUGCAUCACCAGUGGCAGGUAUUUUAGUCAUAAAUUAUGACCGUCCCACUGUUCUUGCAAUAGGUAUCCUGUGUUGGUCCCUAUCAACUGGUGCAGUGGGUGCUAGUAAGUAUUUUAUGCAGGUUGGAUUUUGGAGAGCAAUAAAUGGCUUCGGACUAGCAAUCGUGAUACCUGCACUCCAGUCCUUUAUAGCAGAUAGCUAUAAGGAUGAGUCUAGAGGAACUGGAUUUGGAUUUCUUAGUCUUGUUGGAACUGUAGGUGGAAUAGGAGGUGGAGCUAUUGCUACUGUGAUGGCAGGCUGCGAAUUCAGGGGCAUUCCAGGAUGGCGCUUUGCCUUCGUUAUGAUGGCAACUUUCAGUAUUUUUAUUGCGUUUCUUGUCUUCACAUUUGUUGUUGAUCCAAGAAAAAGAGGUAGCAUGGAGCAUGACAUUGCAAAAAAUAGUACUGACAGGGAGGACUUGAUAGAGAAGGGGAGUACCAACUCAGUGUCGAUUUGGAUAGAGUCUUGGACAGCCAUGAAAGCUGUCAUGAAAGUGCAAACGUUUCAGUUCAUUGUUUUGCAAGGUCUUGUUGGGUCCUUACCUUGGACAGCCAUGGUUUUCUUUACAUUGUGGUUUGAACUAAUUGGUUUUGAUCACAAUAGUUCAGCAACCCUUGUCAGUCUAUUUGCUGCAGGAUGUGCGAUAGGAUCCUUUUUUGGUGGUGUAGUUGCAGAUAGAAUAAUUCGAAUGUACCCUAAUUCAGGGCGUAUCAUGUGUGCACAAUUUAGUGCUUUUAUGGGCAUCCCAUUCUCAUGGUUCCUUCUUCGAGUUGUCCCCCAGUCUGUGAGCAGCUACUUCACAUUCGCUGUGACACUAUUCCUGAUGGGGCUUACAAUCAGCUGGAAUUCUACUGCUUCAAAUGGUCCCAUGUUUGCAGAAGUUGUGCCUUCAAAACACAGGACCAUGAUUUAUGCAUUUGAUCGUGCCUUUGAGGUUUCGUUUUCUUCCUUUGCAGCGCCAAUUGUAGGAAUUCUCGCGGAGAAACUAUAUGGUUAUGAUACCAAGUCUGUUGAUCCGGUGUUAGGAUCUACGAAAGAGGCCUUAGCGUUGUCAAAAGGCCUCUUUUCAAUGAUGGUCCUGCCUUUUGGUUUAUGUUGCUUAUUUUAUACCCCGUUGUAUUGGACAUUCAAGAAGGACCGAGAGAAUGCAAGAAUAACCAGCAUAAAAGAAACAGAGAUGAUAUGACAAACACUUCUUCACUUUUUUGUUA
This is a messenger RNA of Lycium barbarum (goji berry), 1854 nucleotides long. RefSeq lists its product as uncharacterized. Gene Ontology annotation, molecular function: transmembrane transporter activity. The transcript is spliced from 4 exons. Gene Ontology annotation, cellular component: membrane. Gene Ontology annotation, biological process: transmembrane transport. The record is from RefSeq and is a predicted model, not a curated record. Lineage: Eukaryota; Viridiplantae; Streptophyta; Magnoliopsida; Solanales; Solanaceae. Bases 423 to 1829 code for a protein of 468 amino acids.